Molecule: messenger RNA, 1545 nt
Organism: Lactuca virosa
Lineage: Eukaryota; Viridiplantae; Streptophyta; Magnoliopsida; Asterales; Asteraceae
Source: the annotation of a GenBank genome assembly
AUGACCGGAGAAUUAGAGCUAGAAGCGAGGGGUUUAGAAAACCCUAGCGAUUCAGAUCAUCUGCUUCCUCGUCACCAACGCGUUGAUUCUGAAUCACCGUCGUCGUCGUCGCCACCGCCGUCCGCUGCAAGUUCUGUUGAUGUAAAAUAUGAAGAUGUUGAAGAAGGUUCGAUAGCUAACUGUCGUAUUUGCCUUGAGUGUAACAGAGAGGAAGAUUCAACGGUUGAUUUGUUUUUCUUAUGUGGUGUUCCAUUUCGUGAGCAGCAAUCACUCCAUUGCAGUGAUGCUGUGUGGUUGUACAAAGGAAACAAACAAAAAAAUUGGUCGUUAGCAGAUAUUAUGGAUGGUGAUCUAACUUAUGGUGAUAGCGGGACUACAUCAACAUUAAAAAGGCACCUGCUUAUAUGCAAGCCACAUAAAGAUUAUGAAGAAAAGCAGAAUUUAUUGAAUUUUCCACAUAUUAGGUCUGAUGGGGAUGCAGGACAUGAGAAGCUUCCUUCAUUGAUCAGGCCUGAUGCAAAGUAUGACAAUAACAAAAUGAGAGAAGCAAUAGCUACUUGGGUGUUGGGUACUGAGCAACCUUUUUCUGUUAUGGAGGAUGAUUUAUUCGUGCAUAUGAUGAAGACGACUACUCCAUUAUUUGAGAAAACAAGCAGGACUUCAACCAAAUCAGAUUGUUCUAAGAUAUACGAGCAUGAGAAAAAAACACUAAAAGCUCUUAUAAAAGCAGCCUCAAAAAUCAGUUUGACCACUGAUUGUUGGAAGUCAUCUCAUCAGAAGAUUGAGUACAUGGUUAUCACAGGGCACUUUAUUGACCAUAAUUGGAGAUUGCAAAAACGUGUCUUCAGUUUUGUACAUGUUCCUCCUCCUCGUACUGGACUUGAUAUUGCUAAUGAUGGUCUUGCUAUGAUUAAUUCUGUUAUCGGGGAAGUUCGUGAGGGUAUAAAAUAUAUUAACAAUUCUGAGGUGAGACUUCAAACAUUUUCAAAUAUUGCACAUCAACUGCAAAUACAAGAUAGAAAGUUAUUGCUUGAUGUUCCAACACGAUGGAAUUCAACCUAUGAUAUGUUGUCGGUUGCAUUAAAAUUUAAAGAUGUUUUCUCAAGGUUUUCAAGGUAUGCACAAAUGUCAUUUCUCGAAAGUGAUUAUCCAACAUCCAAUCUGUAUUUGAUUGAGGUGUUUAGAGUAAAAGAAACUUUGGAUAAAGGUGCUCUAUCAAAAAAUGAUUCCAUUAGGACUAUGAUUAGACAUCGUUAUGGAAUCAAGAAAAAAUUGAAGAAGGAGGAAAUGCCCAUUGAGGUUUUAUUACCUACAGGGACAAAUUUUGCUGGAUUGAAUUUGCUUCAAGGAAGAUUGGCUUUUGAAUUUUGAUAAUAUGUUAUGUUAAAAUUUAAUUGUUUUAUAGUAUUUUUGUAAUUUGAACUUCCAUGAUAGGAAGACUUUCUUUUGGAUGAUUUAAUUACAUUUUAGGUUUGUUUGUUGGAGUUUAAAACUUAUGUAAUUUGAAGAUUGUAUUUAUACAUCUUGGUUGGAAUUUAAGUAGUC